Messenger RNA from Penicillium olsonii, 951 nucleotides. NCBI's taxonomy places the organism in Eukaryota, Fungi, Ascomycota, Eurotiomycetes, Eurotiales, Aspergillaceae. The record is from the annotation of a GenBank genome assembly.
AUGGGUGAACUCGCAAAAGGAGGCUGGUGGGCCUGGUCGACCAAGAAGAAGGUCCUGAUCAUCGGAAGCAUCGCUCUGGUCAUCGUCGCACUGGGUGUCGGUCUGGGCGCCGGACUCGGAAUUGGUCUCAAAGGCGGGGAUGAUGACAACGACACUGACACCGGCGACGACGGAACGGACACAUCCACGCCGACCAACACAACCGUCAAAUGGCAACCAGCCGUCGGCACCAAGUGGCAAAUUGUCCUGAAACACAAAAUCAACGACACUUCGAUUGAUGCACCAAUCUACGACAUCGACCUCUUCGACAACGAGGCCAGUGUCAUCUCGGAUCUCCACAAGCUGGGCCGCAAGGUCAUCUGCUACUUUUCUGCCGGUACCUACGAGGACUGGCGCACGGACAAGGACGAGUUUGACGACGCCGACCUGGGUGACAAUCUCGAUGACUGGCCAGGCGAGCGAUGGGUCAACGUCAAGUCCACCAAGAUCCGCAAGAUCAUGCAGACGCGCCUGGACCUGGCCGUGAAGAAGGGAUGCGACGGCGUGGACCCGGACAAUAUCGAUGGCUAUGAUAACGAGAACGGUCUUGGUCUCACGCAGGCCAAUGCGGUCGAUUACGUGAAUUGGCUGGCGUCCCAGUCUCACAGUCGUGGACUGUCAGUUGGACUCAAGAACGGCGGUGAUAUCAUCCCCAAGGUCAUUCACAACAUGCAGUGGUGUGUCAAUGAGCAGUGCGCCCAGUAUAAUGAGUGUGAUACAUAUGAGGCUUUCACCGAUGCUGACAAGCCGGUCUUCCAAAUCGAGUAUCCCAAGGGGGAGACCACCAACAACGACAAGGAUGUCACUGCUAAACAGGUGACAAGUGCUUGCACGGCUAAUGGUGCUGGAAAUUUCUCCACUGUCAUCAAAAACAUGAACUUGAACAACUGGGUUGAAUACUGCCCUGAGUAG